Molecule: messenger RNA, 7596 nt
Organism: Podarcis lilfordi (Lilford's wall lizard)
Lineage: Eukaryota; Metazoa; Chordata; Lepidosauria; Squamata; Lacertidae
Source: the annotation of a GenBank genome assembly
AUGCCUUCCCCCGAUGGAGGCGGCGGGACUCCCCGCUGGGUGAGGGGUUCAGGGGGGCCCCGGCUCGGCCCGAGGCUGGCAGGCUGCGCUGGGAGUUGCGCGAGGCUGGAGCUGUUGCUCCUGCUAACUUCUUGCUUGGCUCUGGCUCUGGCUCCGGCGCCAGCAGCGAGCCAGCUGCACUACUCGGUGCCCGAGGAACUGGAGCACGGAGCCUUCGUGGCCAACAUCGCCGAGGAUCUGGGGCUGGAUGUGUCUAAGCUGUCGGCCAGGCGGUUUCGCAUUGUGUCCCGGGCGGGCAGCAAGCAGCACUUGGAGGUGAACCUGGAGAACGGGAUCCUCUUCGUCAACGAGAAGAUCGAUCGCGAGGAAGUGUGCGAGGCCAGCGGGGCCUGCCUCUUGCACCUGCAGCUGGUCAUCGAGAGCCCGCUGGAGCUGUACCGCGUCGAGGUGGAGGUGCUGGACAUCAACGACAACGCGCCCAGCUUCCCCUGGCAAGAGUAUGUGCUGGAGGUGACGGAGUCGGCGCUGCCCGGCGCCCGCUUCCCCCUGGAGAGCGCGCAGGACCCGGACGUGGGCACCAACUCCCUGCGCACUUACCGGCUCAGCCCCAACGGUUUUUUCUCGCUGGAGGUGCAGACCCGCAGCGAUGGCAGCAAGUUCGCCGAGCUGGUGCUGGAGAGAAGCCUGGACCGCGAGCAGCAGCGCAGCCACCGGGUCUUGCUGACAGCUUUGGAUGGCGGCAUCCCCGAGCGCUCCGGCACGGCUCGGGUCGUGGUCACGGUGCUGGACGCCAACGACAACGUGCCCGUCUUCGAUCAGUCCUCCUACACGGUGAGUCUUCCGGAAGACGCGCCCAAGGGGACUCUGGUCAUCAGGCUGAACGCCACCGACUUGGACGAGGGCACCAACGGCGAGGUGGAGUACUCCUUCAGCGGGCACGCUCCGCCGAGGGUCCGAGAGCUCUUCAGCGUGGAGCCCCGCAGCGGGCAGGUGCGCCUGAAGGGUCAGCUGGACUAUGAGCGAGCCAACCUGCACGAGCUCUACGUGCAGGCCAAGGACCGCGGCCCCUCCGCCGUCGCGGUCCAUUGCCGGGUCUUGGUGCAUCUCGUGGAUGUCAACGACAACGCGCCCGAGGUGACCCUCACCUCGGUCUCCACGCCCGUCCUGGAGGACGCGCCUCCUGGCACCGUCAUCGCCGUGAUCAGCGUGCUGGACAGAGACUCCGGGGACAAUGGCAAGGUGAGCUGCGAGAUCCCGCCGGACGUGCCCUUCCAGCUGCAGUCCUCCUUCCACAACUACUACACCCUGGUGACCACCGACCCCCUGGACCGCGAGGCUGUGCCUGAGUACAACAUCAGCAUCACGGCUCGAGAUCGGGGCAGCCCAGCGCUGGCCACCAGGAAGACGCUGACCGUCCAUGUGUCGGACAUCAACGACAACGCGCCGCGCUUCCUGCAGCCCUCCUACAGCGUCUACGUGAUGGAGAACAACGCGCCCGGGGCGUCCAUUUGCUCGGUCAGCGCCCUGGACCCGGACUGCAAGCAGAACUCCUACCUGUCCUACUCCAUCGCCGACGGGCAGAUCCAGGGCAUGCCCGUGGCCACCUACGUCUCCAUCAACUCGGACAGCGGGCACAUGUACGCGCUGCGCUCGCUGGACUACGAGCAGAUCCGCAACUUCCAGAUCCAAGUGCUGGCCCAGGACGCCGGCUUCCCCCCGCUCAGCAGCAAUGUCACCGUCCACGUCUUCGUGCUGGACCAGAACGACAACGCGCCGGUCAUCGUGGCGCCCGUGCCCCGCAACGGCUCGCUGGCCGUGGAGGUGGUGCCUCGCUCGGCAGACCCGGGCUACCUGGUGGGGAAGGUCUCCGCCGUCGACGCGGACGCCGGCCAGAACUCGCGGCUCUCCUACCAGAUUGUGCAGGCGACGGACAGCAGCCUCUUCAGCGUUGCCUUGUACACCGGCGAGAUCCGCACCAUCCGCGCCUUCCUGGAGAAGGACGCGCCCAGGCACCGCCUUCUGGUGCAGGUGCGCGACAACGGGCAGCCGCCGCUCUCGGCCUCGGUGUCGCUGCUCCUCUCCGUGGUGGACAGCGUGCCCGAGGUGCUGUCGGACUUCAGCGAGUUCCCGCUGGGGCCCGAGUCCGCCUCUUCCACGCUAACCCUCUACCUGAUCGUGUCCCUGGGCUCCGUCUCCUUCACCUUCCUGGUAGCCAUCGUCAUCCUCACGGCCGUCAAGUGCCACAAGGACCGGCUCACCCUGCAGGACUACGGCUGCUCGCUCCCGCCCUGCGGAGGCGGCGGAGGCGGCGGCAGCUGCUGCUCCUGCGACCCCUCGGGGCCCCCGACGGACAUCUUCAAGAACUCCAACCACAUCCACAACUCCCAGGUCCCCUCGGGCAACAAAGGGGCCACCAACUGCGGGGAGGGGGCGGCCGUGGGCGGCCCUCCGGGCUAUUGCUACAAGGUCUGCCUCACCCCGGAGUCGGCCAAGAGCGACUUCAUGUUCCUGAAGCCCUACAGUCCGGCCGCUCCCAGGAACAACGAGAAAGUCCCGGACAACUUGCCACCAGCUCAGGGAAAGACGCCCCGCUUGGCCAAUAAUUCUCUGCAGCCCUCCAGCCAGGUAACCUCUGGGGAGGGAGGGGGGAGCUGUGCCAAAAAGUGUCCGGAAAGUCCCUCGAAAAUGAUUAGGCAACUCUACACGCCCCCCCCCGCCGCCCGCCCCAGUCUUCAAAAAAAUAAAUCCGCGCAGGGCGAAAUCUUUUCAUUCCUGAGCAACUUUUUAAAGAUAAUUACCCGGCCCUUUGAUCAAGUGGCAGCGUCGACAUUAGUAACCAUCAGACAGCAAAAAAUUCUCCACCAGGCUUCUUGCCGUUUUAGUUAAUUAUUUUCAAAACGUCAGGCUCGUUUUAAAUUAGUGGGACGAGCGGAAAGCGCUCAGAAGUGAUACUCGAGCGCCCAUUAAGGCUGAGACGAGGAGCGCGCCGAGGAAUCUGGGACCGGCUCUGUCGAAAGAGAUGACAGCUCCCCUCGCCUGACGGCCCCGCGGCUCGUCUCGCUGCUGCUGCCUGCCUGUCUCUGCCCCUCCCUCUCUCCCUGGCUGCCUCCCACUCGAGGUCUUUCUCCCAGCCCGCGGGAAAGGCGCGAGGUUGGCGUGGGGGUCCCUGGCCAGGCAGCGCAGCUCACCGUAAAGGCAAGGGGUCAACCACCUUCACUCCCUCCCUCUGGCUGAGAGAAUCAGGUGGAGGCGAGCAACCAGCCUCCACUCACUUACUUGGGGGGAAGUCACACUGAAUUCCCUGGGGUUUUCUUCGGAAUAAGCGUGCACAAGCUCUCCCCUCCCUCCCUCCCUCCCUCUCUUUCUUACGCACCCACGCACGACACACACAUCACAUUCCAUAUCAGAGAAGAGAAGGGCUGCAGAGACGGGCCCAGGACAUCGCAGUGAUGGAACCGUGGUCAUGUGGUAAAUGCACCGCGCCUAUAACUCCCCAUAAGGGGCUCUAGCUUAUUCUUUCUCCUGUCAGGGGAGCAAUCCACCAGGCGGCUUUCCUGCUCAAACCUCCUUGAAAUAAAUGACCAGGUCCCAUUCUUUUCAAUGGGUGUGAGCAGGAGAAUUUCCCCGUGCGUGGUGCCCCAGAAUGAGCGCCCCUCGCUCGAUCCCUGUGGGGGAAGGAAGGGGUUAAGGCGGCACUCUGCUGCUGCUGCUGCAGAAGCAGCGUUGGGCUUGACAGAUCUUUCUGCCUGGGAAGGACCAGCCCUGCCUGGUGCUGCGUUUGGCUCCUUCAGAGGCGCCUCCUUACCUUUGCCACGAUCCCAUUUGCUGAGGACCCCUCCGCCCUCCUGGCACCUCUUGAAAUUGAUGCUGAGCUCUUGUCGGUGGCAGGCGAGCGGAGGGAGGUGGAGGCGCUUCGUGGGGGGAGACGAACGCCUUGCUGUUUCAAAGAGCGGAUCACUGGGCUGGUGUAAAAAAGAACAGAAUAGGCUGGCUGCUGCGGGGAGGGGGCGGGGGGAAAGAAAAAACCCUUGACAGAUAGAAAGAGAUUUUUAUGUCAACAUUUGUUAAGCAUAUAAAUGAAUAACGUCUAAUUUUUUCCGAUGAAAUACUAUUUCAAUAACGCGAUUACCCAGGAUGGACGAGGAUGAAAAGCAUAAUCCACUUACAAACAUUUGAAAACCACUUUUAACCAUACAGCCCUUUUUAAACGAGCACAAGUCAUUCUGCAGACAGGUCGUCUUCCUUUUUCACAUUUUCGCUUGGAUCGUUGGACACAGUUGUCUAAUAUGUUAAUGCGAUUUUCCUCUAGUCAGUUACAAACUCCCCCUAGUGACUUGAUGUACGGAGCUGAUUUCCACACCUCUCCGCCUCGGGCGGACCAAGGAGAGAGCAGCAAGGCCACAAAAGCUACCUCGCUACGGGGAGGGAGGCGGCUGGCGCUGCGGGGGAGGGGGAGGGUGAUAAACCUCUCACCGGAAGGCUCCAACAGCAAGACAGAGACAGACAGAGAGACAAGCAGGCCGUGGUCUCUCAGAAGAGAUGGCAUGAAAACGUAUUGGGAGCAUCUCCGGGGAUAUUUAGGGCAUGAAGGAUUGCAUUCAUUCAUUCAUUCCUCUUGAGUUAAAGGUUGGCAUUUUACAGGGGAGGAAGAGGCCCACGCAGCAGGAUCUCCCAGCAAGAGGCCAGGGGGACUUGCCCUUCCCCGUUUCUCAACCUGCUGACUCCCUUGCAGGGCACAUGAGUAGCGCAGAUGGGCGAGAAGCUCCCUCGAGGCCUUUGUGCUUCAGAGAGGGCAGGCGAUCUCGGAAGGUUCCGAGGCCGGGUCACCAUUCUCCAAAGCCCCCUCGCGGAAAAGAGGUGACAGGGAUGAAUCCCCCCGCAGGACUCAUUUCAAGGAGGGAGGACCAUGGAGCUUGGUCCCCGAAGUCGCCCCUGCCUGCCUCGCCCUCCCCUCCCCGCUCUUUCCCAAUCCAGGCGCCUCCUGGUUCAUCUCCUCCCGGGGCGCAGCGCCCCUGACCCACUUGGCGAGGCCUCUCCAUCCAUCCAGGGUGUCACAUUGGCAGGCAGGGAGCGAGGGAGGCUUCCUCCUCCCGCACCCAGUACGUGACCCCCAUGCUAACGAGGCAGGCAUAUUAAGUCAAAGCGCAUAACAAUAGGACAAUAAUUGGGGAUUUUCAAAGUAAGCCGAAGCGAGCGGCGCUUCCAUUUCACAAUCCAGCGAGUCUGACACCGAGAUUAAAAAAACCCACUUCGGCAAAAGCCAAGUCGGAGCGCGCCCGAGAAAACGCAGAAUACCAAUGAGGGGGCCUCUUGGGAAGGAGCUCGGGGCUCUCUGGCUGGGGGGGCCUCGUCGCCCAGCUGUGGGAAGGAGCGCAGCCCCGGCGGAGGGGCUCUAAGCGGCGCCUCCCGGAAAGGGUCUUCCGCAACUGAUCUCAGGCACGGCAGAAACCCCAAAGAAGAGGCGCGGGGGGGGGGGCAGAGACGCGGCUUCCCUUCCUUUCCCUUCGGGCGAGAAAAGACCCCCUCGACCAAAUCUUUCUGAUUAACAGCGGCUGACUGAGAGGAGCCCAAGGAAGUCAGGUUCUGCUAUGUGAUAUUCAAGCUGAGGGCCCCAUUUUUUAAAAUCUCUGCGUUUGAAAACAGGAAAGAAGUACCCAAAGGAGCACUUUCUCAGUAGCUUUCACUUGUAGGUCGGCUGGUCCUUCCAUGCAAACACAUCGCUUGAUUCCUUGACUUUGCAUUACUUAACACUUGAAGGAUCGCAGCCGAGUUUGCUGAACAGACACCGUGGUGUCCGUGGUCCUGUAAGGUGUUACAAAAGUCCUUUCUGUGGAUCAGGGAUGAGUCAGGUUCUCACAUACAGCAAUUCAUGACUUCCUGCUGCAGGCAAGAGGGGAUGAAUUUGCAUGCAAGUACCAACCCAGGGCCUUGUACAACUUUGUAGAACUCCCUGACUGGGACUCAUGGAAAUCAGGCCCCUGCUUCCAAACCAGGUGCAGUCUGGUUCAUGGACCCUGAAAAUGACAGUGGCUUUUGGAGGACCAGAGGGCAGCCCAGCCUCCUUCCUUUCUGCCCAAGGGACACUUCCCUCCUGCCACACCAUAUAGCCUGACAUGUCCCACUGCCAUUCUCUUUCUUCCAGUUAUCCUCUUAGUCCCAAGCAUCCUUCUGCAACUCUCUGCUCCCUGCCACGAACCCCCCCCCCCCAUUCCCACACGCCACUGACUACCCACAAAAUUGUCACACCUGACCAAGCAAGUUUCCGAAUCCUGCCAGCCCAAGCACCAAGAUGUUCACAUCUCCUCCACUGAUGGCUCCAACAUGGUUGCUACCACUGCCACCACCUGCCAAUGCUGGCAAAUAUCAAAGUCCUUGCUCUUCUCUGUACAAUGCUUUAUCUGUUCUGUUCUUCUCAUAGCCCCACUGCAUUAUUUUAGAGGGAAUUAUGCAGGAUUAGCCUUGUGUAUGGGAAGUAGCUGCCAUUAUGAAUUUGCAUCUUUGCUCUAUUAAAGUCAUGGCUUCUUGGUGCUGAAAGUAGUUAAAUAAUUUGCCUGAAGUGUGUACGGAAGACCCUGAGGGGGCCUAAUUAGGCCUCUGUGCCUUAUGUUUUAUGACCCUGCUGUAAAACACUGCUAGCUGCUAUGCCUAUUGAAAACACAAAAGGCUGGCAGAACAGCAUCCAUUGGUCAAGUGUAAUGAAGGCAGACAUUCUACUCAACAUCUGCUUUUUCUCAUUUGCAGGUGAAACAACCCAAUACAGACUGGUUGCCAUCUAAGCAAUCAACAUUGAAGAGGUACUGGUGUUGGUCUGGGUCAUUUAGUCAUAAAGCAAUGGCUAUGGAGCAUGUUAGGUGUUCUUACCCUAAUCUUGGAUAACUCUGUUUAUUUGCUCCUCUUUUUUAGUUCACAGAGCCUAGAGGAUGUAGGGGGAGUUCGUCGAGGAAUCCAGAAGGAACAUGACAGGUUGCGCACUUUGGUCACUCCAGUCUCUGGUGAGUUUUGAUCCUUGGAUUCCUAGAAUAGUAUAUUAAGAGCUGUUGGUAUACGUCCAUCAAAUGUUUAACUCCCAUACUCCUUUGGAGUGCUCAAUUCUUGCCAUAUUUACAUUUAUUUUGUUUUACUAGUUGAACUAAGCUAUGGUGUGUAGAUUUGUAGGGGUGGUUCAGUCCCAGCCCUUCAAGAUUUUAUUUUGCUGACUUAGACACUUCAUAUGGAAGCUCAGAUAUGCUAUUGGGAACUGGAUGGAGCAUAUCUCAUGAAUGGGACUAUGUUUGAUGUGCUGUGAUCCCCCUGAGAUUUUCUUUCUGUCAAUAGAUAACAUUUUCCCUUUUCACAGAGCUCCAGAAGGCACCUGGUGCCUCAAACAGCAUCUGGACACCUCGGUAUGCUCCUGUGUACUCACAGCACAUGUCCCCUCUGGAUUACCAGCACAACGUGUAUAUUCCGGGGACCCCUACUAUGCCUGCCAAUAAGGAUGGGCCUCUGUUUCUGGAUCAGGAAGCCAAAAACAGCUUCUCUACUUUUGGAAAGAGGAAGAAAAUGACCACAUAUUGUGAUAUACAUGACAACAUGGUUAUUAACAAUAACUUGAAAUAA